AUGAACAAAUUUGGUCUCCGACGUCGUGUUGCUCGUUCCAAACCACUUUUGACUCCUCUCCAUCGACGCCUACGUAGGGAAUGGGCUCUCAAGAACAAAAACCUCGACUGGACACAGGGUUUAUACACUGAUGAGGCAAAAGUUUGGAUAGGGGGUGGGACAAUCCAAUGGGUGACAAGAAUGGAUCACGAAGCAUUCAGUACCUUGUGUGUCAAGCCUAGAGUAAAGAAGGGACAUGGGGUGAUGCUUUGGGCCGGUAUUUGUCAUGGAGGAAGGACAGAAUUGAUCAGAGUUGACACAUCUAAGAGCAAAUCGAAGAGGAAAGGAAUGAAAGGGAACAUCUAUCUUGAACAGAUCGUGAAAAAACCUCUACUUGCUGCUUGGAGGAAGCUAGUUCAACAAUGGCGUGGUUAUGGGACUCCCUUCAUUCUACAGGACAAUGUAAAGCUCCACUGGACCCCGGAAAAUUGA
Molecule: messenger RNA, 471 nt
Organism: Tremella mesenterica DSM 1558
Lineage: Eukaryota; Fungi; Basidiomycota; Tremellomycetes; Tremellales; Tremellaceae
Exons: 1
Coding region: 1-471 (156 amino acids)
Molecular function (GO): nucleic acid binding
Source: RefSeq, a predicted model, not a curated record